Messenger RNA from Cloeon dipterum, 2855 nucleotides. RefSeq names its product ensconsin-like. The coding region runs from base 267 to 2414 and encodes 715 amino acids. The record is from RefSeq and is a predicted model, not a curated record. NCBI's taxonomy places the organism in Eukaryota, Metazoa, Arthropoda, Insecta, Ephemeroptera, Baetidae. Gene Ontology annotation, biological process: microtubule cytoskeleton organization. The transcript is spliced from 15 exons. Gene Ontology annotation, cellular component: microtubule cytoskeleton.
AGCGAGCCGAGGCGAGGAGUGGUGCAGCCCACCUUGGCUGAGUAUUGAAUGAAAAGGACGGGCCACCAGAUGAGAUUCCUUAUCUCGAGCAUUUAAUUUGUGCUCGGACUUGAUAAUUCGGCCGAAUUUGCCGAGAUCGUUUGCAUCGAGCGACGCGAGCGUCACUCGGCCUCACUCGGAGCCGUCUGCAGGAUCGGCCGGAGCUCGAGUUCGGACAGCAGCUGUCGCCAAGUACUCUAGCGCCUACUUGCUCGUAACCUGAACCAAUGGAAGGCUCGACGCCGCGAAUAAUGUCCAAGAAGCAAUCUGGGAUGACGGCUUCGCAGAGCUCGAUCGCCAACGCAAUUUCACAAGUGGGCCUGGAGCCCCCUGGAAGUGUCACUCCCAACAUAACGCAAAGGGAGCGGGAAGAACGUGGCCGGAUCAUGAGGGAAAAACAAAUCGAGGAAAGAGCCAGGAAGCUGGAGGAACUCAAGCAGCAGGCGAUUGCAGCUCAAAAAUACCGCGAACAGAAGGAGUUCGAGCGGCGCCAACGCAUCGAUGAGAUGCGCAGCAAGGACUCGGAAAGGAGAAAUCAGGUGGAGGAGCGGAAGCGGCAGUUGUGGGAGGCCGAGCAGGAGAAACGAGAGACCAUCCUCAAAAAAGCACAGGAAAGGGAAGCCCGCUUCCAGGCGAAAAGACGAAACGAACGUAGCUCUAUUGUUUUUGCCUUCGGUAGUUCAACGCCCAGGAUGCUUGAACCAGUUAGUUCCACCUCGUUUUGGGGCCGCAGCUGUUUCGAAUUGCGGGCGGCCUCGACGAUCAACGUAGGCUACUCUGGUGCACCCCUGACACGCAGAAUGUCAGAACGAGAGCUCAACGUUGACAGUAACUACAAGAAGCAGCGAGCGACCUCGGCUCACGCGCUGCACCGCAAACCUGAAGACAGUGAUGCAGACAAAACUGACGAGGGUGAGAGACAAACAGUUGAUCACUUUGCUUUUACUCCGUUCUCUCCGCACGUACGCAAAAUGAAAACCGAUUUGACCCCGACACUCCCUUCACCGUCGCGAGAGACCGGCAGACCUUUCUGCUUACGUUCUGCAGGUUCGUCGUCGGUGCCUUUGUCUCGGCCCCAAAGUGCCAUAAGCAAUGCGAGUGAAGACAAGCAUCCAAACGUCAUCCACAGACCUAGACCCUCUAUCAAACCAAGGCCUAACAGUAUUGCUGUGUCCGGAAUCAAUUUGUCUAUUGCUGUGUCUAAAGAGUUGAAGAACAUAGACGGCAAAAGUCCAGAACCCAAGACCCCAACGUCUACUUCGCGAAGUAGUUCCAUCACGAGGUCAACUCAGAAGUCAACUAUAAAGAAAACAAACCCACCAACAUCCAAACGUGAUGCACCAUCAGUCCCCACGACACCUUCUGAAACAAAGAAGCCUUUGCCAGGAAGCAAGCCGCCCAAAUCCGCGCAGAAGACUGCAAAGAAGGCAGAGGACCCUCCAAGCGACGUUUCGGAAGAGAAAGAAGCGGCACCUGAAGCUGAGGAAGUGCAACCAAUCAAAAGUUUCCCCGAAGCCGAACAGCAGCAGCAACAACAGCAGCAAGAGCAGGAGUUGGAGGAGCAGGAAGAAAAGAGCGAGGCGGAGGAGCCGAAGACGCCCAAAGCAGAGUCGCCGGCACCUGCUCCUGUCCCUGCCGAAACGGAGAACAAUAAGGAGGAAUUACCUGAAUGUGAUAUGACCUCUUCCUUCACUAGCAAGAGGAUUUCAAGUGAGGAAGAGGCAAAGGCAGCUCUCACUGAACGGAGAAGAAUAAUGCGGGAGCAGCAGGAAAGAGAAGCACAGUUGGCAGAAGAAAUGAGGAAACUUCAGCUGCAGAAAGAGGAGGAGGAGAAGCGCAAAAGAGAAGAAGAGGUGCGUGCCAGGCGAGAGGAGUACCGGAGAAAGGAGGAGCUGCGGAGACAGGAAGAGCUGAGGCGGCAGGAGGAGGAGGAGAGGCUGCUGAAGGAGCAGCAGGAGCGAGAGGCCGAGGAGCGCAGAAAGGAAGAGGAAGAAAGACUAGCCAUGGAAAAAGAGCUGGAGCGGAAAGCGCUUGAGGAGGCUGAACGGCAACGCCAAGAGAUUGCUGAGCGGCUGAGAAAGGAAGAGGAGGAGCGUGAGGAGAGGAGGAAGAGGGUGGCGAUGAUCAUGUCCAGGACCAGAAAUAAGGAAAAGGCAAACAAUGCACCCGUCAUUUCAAAUAAGGAUGAAGCUGAGGAGACUGAGGGGAGAGUCAGCCCUAGUGAUAAUGUAGAGAGUGCUAAAACAAUUAGUAAUAUUAAAGACGCGUUGGAUAAAUCAGUUUGCCAGCCCACCUCCGACAUCAUUAUGGAGGACGUGAUGCUAGUUAAUACUACCUCUCAAGAAACAAAUGGUCACAACAACAAGAAUGAAUGACAAUAACGCGCACCUGCUCAUUCAGUUGUGUGAGUAUACAACAUAAAUACAUUUGCCUCGAUCCUGUACAGAUUCGCAAACGUAACACAUAUAUAUGAUUUGCAAAUGUUGUUAUCGGCAUAAAAACACUCGUGCUGUUCGCUGUUAUUUAAAUCCUGCUACACUGUAAUAACAAAGUUAUCACACGAUUCACCGCUAAAAACAACUUACGACAAAAUAACUACGUGCGUAUUAGAUUAAAAUAUAUUUCCAAAUUAAUAAUUCUCAUUUAGAUUUAAUUUGCAUAAAUUGUCAAAGUAAACUGUUAUCUAAACGACGGAGGUUAAAUUUUGGAAAAUGUAAGAGUUUUAUUACUGUGAAGUAAAAAUUGCUUCAAUUAUUAAUGUUAUGAGUAUGCAUCAUUAUUUCAAAUAUAAAUGUAUCAAAGUAUGUGGGUACAAA